This is a messenger RNA of Ophidiomyces ophidiicola, 1392 nucleotides long. RefSeq lists its product as uncharacterized. Bases 1 to 1392 code for a protein of 463 amino acids. The record is from RefSeq and is a predicted model, not a curated record. NCBI's taxonomy places the organism in Eukaryota, Fungi, Ascomycota, Eurotiomycetes, Onygenales, Onygenaceae. The transcript has 2 exons.
AUGCAGGGCAGUUACAACAUCAAUUUUCCUGUGGUUUUCUGUGAUCCCGAUGGGCGCGAAAUGGAGAAAUGGAUUGUUCGUAUCCCGUUGAUUCCUCGUUUAGCAUUUCCAGAAGAAAAAAUGCGUGGCGAGAUUGCAACUAUGAAAUACGUCUCUGAAAAAACAAAAAUUCCAAUCCCCCAGUUAUCUGGGUACUCGAUUAGUAGCGAUAAUGUACUUGGUCAACCGUUUAUGCUACUAGAAUUCAUUGAAGGCCAGACUUUACACAGUGUUCUUGAGUUCCUAGAGGCAAACGAAGAAAAGAGAAAACAUGUAUACAGCCAGUUAGGGCUCAUAUACCUGGAACUCUUUCAACAACAAUUUGAUCGCAUCGGCGCUCUCACUCUCGAUGAAACCGACCAAAACUGGGUCUUCAAGCAUAACCGACCCCUGACAAUUUCUAUCAACGAUCAAGAGGUUGGCGGACUUAACGUUUGCCAAUAUCUCUCGAAACACCAGACUUUUACAUCUACAGUUGACUAUGCAUACAUGUUGCUGAAUACCAUAUUCAAUGAAUUCUAUCACCGACGUGAUAGUGUGUAUGAUGAGGAAGAUGCGCGAUGCUAUAUAUAUUCACUUUAUCUUGCCCAAGGAGUCAUAAUGGAGUGGAUAAGGCCAGAAUUUAACCAUGGCCCAUUCAUCCUCAUGCACAAAGAUCUACGACCAUGCAAAAUUAUUGUAGAUGAUAACUUAAAUAUCAUCUCUGUCUUGGAUUGGGAAUGGAGCCACACAGUACCAACACAGCUCUUUGUUCCUCCUUCCUGGCUGACGAGGCGCACGCUCCUUUCAAUCACACACCCCAUAAGUAUGAUUUUAUAUAAUCAUGAACUUUACCAUUUUCGAACCGCAAUGGAAAGAAGAGAAUACGCGGACUAUAAUCCCAGCAAAUCGCUAACUGCAACCCUUCCGCUUACAAAACUAUGGCGUGAAUUCCGGCAGAAUCACCACCUUUUCCUGGCCUUCGGACUCCAGUCGCCAGGGUGCUUCAGCUCCGUCUUCCUGAAUGUCGUAGAUACACAUUACUUUGGACUCAAUCGCAAGGAGCGGAUGAGGGAUUUUUUCGAACGGGUGAUUCGACAGCCAGCACUAUCUGUAGUAGAGCAGAAAUUGAACGAAGCCAGAUUAUUCCAACAAGAGUGUGAAAGACUUGGUAUUGGUGUGGAACCACCAAUAGAUCUUGAGGCUGAAACUAUGUCCAGUGGGAAUAGAACGAAACAGGCGAUGCUUCCAGCCGAAAACGCCAUACACUUUAACACAAGGCCAGCAGAGCAGCUUUCGGUAGGGAGGCUACAGUGGCCAUUGAUUAGUAUCACUGUUUUUGCCUCCGUAUUUAUUCUGAUGAAAUACCAUUGA